This is a messenger RNA of Cornus florida, 1355 nucleotides long. RefSeq names its product probable aspartic proteinase GIP1. The coding region runs from base 45 to 1340 and encodes 431 amino acids. Gene Ontology annotation, molecular function: aspartic-type endopeptidase activity. Lineage: Eukaryota; Viridiplantae; Streptophyta; Magnoliopsida; Cornales; Cornaceae. The record is from RefSeq and is a predicted model, not a curated record. Gene Ontology annotation, biological process: proteolysis. The transcript has a single exon.
AUUUCUCAGUGUCACUUUCCAUAUAGAGAAAUACUACAAUACAAAUGUCUCUUCCAUUCACCAUCUUCUUCUUUCUCUUUGUUUCUUCUUCUCAUUCAGCUCUUCUCACUCCCAUCACAAAAGACCACUCUACCCGUCAGUACACCGUCACAUUUUACCUCAAAACCCCUCCGCAACCCACCAAUUUACUCCUCCACCUCGGCUCCUCCUUCACUUGGCUGGAUUGCACACAGAAAUACACUUCCUCCACUUACCAUUCCCUCCCCUGCAAUUCCUCACUCUGCGAAUCCCUCGACCCGCACGCUUGCUCCAACUGUUUCAACCCGCCCGCUCCGGGUUGCGCCAACAACUCCUGCGCGCUCUUCCCGGAAAACCCGGUGACUCAGCAGUCCAUCUUAGCCGAGUCCCUUGUUGACUCGCUCGCUUUGCCCACCACGGACGGUCGCAACCCGGGUCAACUCAGCCACGUGCCCGAGUUCGUGUUCUCUUGCUCCAACACGUCUUUACUCCAAGGUCUCGCCAAGGGAGUUACCGGUUUAGCCGGUCUGGGUAGAUCGAACCUGUCGCUCCCUGCGCAGGUUAGCACCGACUUCUCUUUGCCUUGCGUGUUUGCGCUGUGCCUGUCCGGUUCAGCCUCGUCACCUGGGGUUGGUUUUUUCAAUACUAAUGGGCCCUACUAUUUCUCACCCGAAAUUGACCUCUCCAAAUCACUUAUUUACACUCCACUGAUAGUAAACCCAGCCGGGAGCACCAUAAUAACCUACUUGCACCCCUCGGAUGAGUAUUUUAUAGGUGUUACUUCAGUAAAAGUCAACGGAAAGGCCGUGCAAUUGAAUGCCACACUACUGACCGUCGAUCAGAAUGGCAUCGGUGGGACCAAAAUCAGCACCGUUACUCCAUAUACUGUUUUGGAGACUUCGAUGUACAAGGCUUUUACUGAGGCGUUUGUUAGUGAAUCCGCUGGGCUGAACCUCACCGUAACAGAUGCGGUGAAGCCGUUCACCGUGUGUUACUCAGCGGCUGAUGUUUUAAGUACGCGUGUGGGACCGGCUGUUCCGACCGUAGAUCUUGUGAUGCAGAGUGACGAUGUGUUUUGGAGGAUAUUUGGAUGGAAUUCAAUGAUCAGGAUCGCAAGAAGCGAUGCUGAUGUGUGGUGUCUUGGCUUUGUGGACGGUGGGGCCAAUCCAAGGACAUCAAUCGUGAUUGGAGGGCAUCAGUUGGAGGAUAACCUUCUACAGUUUGAUCUAGGACUCAACAGACUAGGUUUCACUUCUUCAAUUCUGCCUCAUAACACCGCAUGUGCUAACUUUAACUUUACUACCAUUAAUUUCUUGAAGUGAAGUUCUUCUGUUUAA